AUGCAGGCCUGCGACCGUUGCCACACCCGCAAGACGCGCUGCGACCGCCGCAUCCCCCAGUGCGGCGCGUGCGAGAAAGCCGGCGCCCCUUGCCUCCACGCUGACAAGCUGCGGCAGCGAAACCUGCCGCGCGGUUACCUCGACACCAUGGAGAGCAUGGCCCAGGAGCUGAAGGAGGAGAACAGGAGGCUUCGCCGCCUUCUCAACAACUCUCGAAAUUCCCAGCCCACCCCAGCCCCUGCGCCGACCCCUCAAGGGGCUAACCCGCCGCCGGACAUGCUGCCACCAUUUACAGGUGCUGCAGGUGUUGCUGCUCCGGCCAGCAGCCCCCAGAUGUCUCUCCCUUCCCAACAGGCUCAUUCCGAUGCAACAGCAACAAACACAAACACGCCAUCCAUGUCCGGGAGCAGCAAGGUCGACGACGUCUUCACUCUGGAAGUAGGCUAUCUCUCCCUCAUCGCCACCGGCGAGACGCGCUAUCUGGGCUCGAGCAGCGGGAUGGGGCUUGCCAGCAUCAUCAGCAGGGCCAUCAGCGCCCAGAGCGGCAUGUCCUUGUCGACGGACCACGGGCCUUCAGACGACCGCAGCUUCCGGCCCGUGCACAUCGCGCCAGCCGACGCCGCCUUCCCGUCACGCGGCGUCGCCGCACCUUUUAUCGACGCCUACUUCGAGCACACCCACGUCACCUUCCCGCUGCUGCAUCGGCCGAGCUUCAUGGCGACCGUGGACCGGAUCUACGGCGAGAUGGGGUACUAUGAGGACAACAUGUACGACGCCUUCGUGUUCGACAUGGUUUUGGCGAUCGGCAGCUCCAAUUUUAACCGGUUCGAGGGCGCGGCGACGGCGGGAGCCAGCACGUACUAUGCCAUGGCGCAGAGCAAGGUCCAGGCCGUCAUGAGCAUGGACGGCCUGUCGGUUCUGCGGGCCAUCCUGCUUAUUUCCCAGCACGGCAUCUUCAGCAGCCUCAGCGACACGAGCGCCAGCAAUUGGCAUCUGAUCGGCGUCGGUGCGCGACUGUGUUUCGAGCUGGGGCUGCACCUCGAGCACAGGCAGCUCAGCGGGCCGAAGAACUUUACCGAGACCGCCGGCACUAUCUCGUUGGAGGAGGAGAUGCGGCGAAGGUGUUUCUGGUGUUUGUACAACCUUGACAGAGUCGUCAGCUUCACCCUCGGCCGGCCCGUCAGCAUCCGCGACGAGGAGAUCGAUGUCCCGCUUCCGUCCCCUCUUGACGACGAGGACCUAUCCCCACACCGCCCUAUCCCCGUCGACAUCGCAUCGUCGUCGUCGUCCUCCUCCCCCUCCUCCACUUCCCCCUUCCUGCACGUCAUCCGCAUCCGGCGCAUCUCGGGCCAGAUCCUGAGUCUAUUCUACAACUCGCGACAGGGCAUCGCCUCGCCUAUAGCCAAGAAGCGGCAAAUCCGGCGGCAAUUCCACGACGCCAUCCACGCGUGGUACGAGGAUACCAAGCAUCUCCGGCUAUCAGCGUCUUCCUCUUCCUCUUCCUCCUCCUCCUCCUCCUCCUCCUCCCAGAAAGUCUACACGUCCAGCUUCCUGACGCCAGAGUGGUACAACGCCGUCUUCAACAACGCCAUCCUCCUCCUUUACAGGCCGAGUCCCUACAUGCCCCACCCAACCAUGGUGGCUGGACCCCACGACGACGGCGAACCGGAUCUGAUGAAGCUUCUCAAGGCGGCCAAGGCAUCCAUCUCCUCGUACAGCGAGCUGCACCGCAAGCGGCGGCUCAACUACUCGUGGAUCACGCUGCACGGUGUCUUCAUCGCGGGCCUGGCGUACAUCUACAGUGUGGGGCGGGCGCUGCGGGAUCCACUGCACCAGGACAUGGUUCCCGAUUUCCUGAGCAUCAUCGAAGUCACGCGCGCCUGCUCCAACGUGCUGUUCGCCAUCUCCGAGAGGUGGAACGUCUCGAGACGGUCGUGCGAGCUCUUUAACAAGCUUAGCAAUGCCGUCAUCAAGGACGCGCUUAACGCUGCGACCAAGCAGACGGCAACUACCGGAGCGCAGAUGCAGACGCAGAUGCAAGGGAGUUCCGCGCCUCUAGGCCUGGGGGGUGGUUCGAUGGCGGAUGGUGGUGUGCAGCAGCCGAACGUGGAGCCGCCGCCGUAUGCGCCCUCGUCGCUAGAGGAGGGCUUACUAGGCGACGUGCCGCACCUGGAUGAUACCCUGGUCAUGGACGAGUUUCGCCAGUUUUUCGACAUCGCCCGCCAGAGAGAAGGAUCGUUCCCGAGUGAGUUAGUGUCCGGGUUCUCACAGGACUGGCCCUUCGAUUUCCCAUUUGGGGCAGAGGGUGAGUUUGAUGCGUCGAUGCAGGAUAUGGGCUCCACGUGGAAGCAGGGGGAGUUCCAGAUUUGA
Phialemonium atrogriseum is the source of this 2370-nucleotide messenger RNA. RefSeq names its product fungal-specific transcription factor domain-containing protein. Lineage: Eukaryota; Fungi; Ascomycota; Sordariomycetes; Cephalothecales; Cephalothecaceae. The transcript has 2 exons. Bases 1 to 2370 code for a protein of 789 amino acids. The record is from RefSeq and is a predicted model, not a curated record. Gene Ontology annotation, molecular function: zinc ion binding; sequence-specific DNA binding; DNA-binding transcription factor activity, RNA polymerase II-specific. Gene Ontology annotation, biological process: DNA-templated transcription; positive regulation of transcription by RNA polymerase II.